Hypoxylon fragiforme is the source of this 1509-nucleotide messenger RNA. RefSeq names its product N-terminal nucleophile aminohydrolase. The transcript is spliced from 5 exons. The coding region runs from base 1 to 1509 and encodes 502 amino acids. The record is from RefSeq and is a predicted model, not a curated record. Lineage: Eukaryota; Fungi; Ascomycota; Sordariomycetes; Xylariales; Hypoxylaceae.
AUGUGCCGGUUUCUAGUCUAUCGCGGCAGCGACGAGAUCCUACUCUCAAAACUAAUUCUCGACCCAACUCAUUCCAUUUUAAAGCAAUCUUUUGACUCAAGACUACGAUUAGAUACACGACGUGGUCAAAAUAAUGCCGACGGCUUCGGUAUCGGCUUCUAUACAGACCCCAAGCUAGGAGCCGCACCCUGCCUCUUCACCUCGACCAUUCCCGCAUGGAAUUGCACCAACCUCCAUCGUAUCGCCUCCAAGACCGCAUCGCGACUUGUAUUUGCCCACGUUCGUGCCACCACCGAAGGCUCUCUUAGUGAGGACAACUGCCACCCAUUCUGCCAUGGAAGCUUGAUGUGGAUGCACAAUGGAGGUUUAGGAGGUUGGAGACACAUCAAGAGAAAGCUUGGCGAACGAUUACAUGACAAGUGGUACCUCUCCGUUCACGGUGGAACCGACAGCGAGUGGGCGUUCGCUCUGUUUCUUGAUCGUCUAGAACGCCUCGGAGUCAACCCAAGUUUGGAACCCAGGAAUGGAUUCGGACCAGCCGUCCUACGCAAAGCCCUCCUACAGACGAUUCAAAUUAUCAACGAGCUUACCAUGGCUAUACCCGAGAACAUCAUCCAAAGCGAGCAAGUGGACACAAGAAGUUUGUUGAACUUUGCGGUGACGGACGGCCAUAGCAUUAUCUGCACGAGAUAUGUGAGCAGUAAGACUGAUGAAGCAGCAAGCCUGUACUACUCAUCCGGUACCCAAUGGGAGACCAAAUUACCUGUUAGCAACGACCGGGAUUACCAGAUGCAACGUCGCGACAAAGGUGCCGACAUCGUCCUCGUGGCUAGCGAGCCCCUAACCUUCGAAAGAGAAAACUGGGUUAACGUUCCGACCAACUCGAUUUUGACGAUUCACGGCCAGACGGUUAUGGUGAAUCCUAUCAUUGAUGCCUACUCGGACCGCGACCCCUAUCACAAGCGUUCUUCAGCUUUUGCGCAGACCAAGGGUCUUACGACCAACGAAAAAGCUGCUCCACGUGUGGCCAGCCCUCUACCCACUCCGAACUUUGAUGUUGAUAGUCACAGGCGUAUCCUUGCCCCUCUAAUCCCUUCCGGAAUCGGUCGGAGUCGCACACCCGAGGGUCAAUCUUUGACUAUACGCAACAAGACAUCAUCCCUUUCUUACUCGGAGACAACUUCAACUCCAUCGGAUAUUCGCGCUCCUCCAAGUGACCCCGAACCCCCACUUCGUCCCCAGACGGCCCCCAAACAUCCCUCUCAAGGCAAUAUCAAAAAGAAACGACGUUCACUCAACAUUGGAGAGGCGCCUCAUCCUGCCGACCACCAGGUAGACACUGAGUUACCUGCCCCGGACAGCCCCGUGCAAGGCGCUAGCGCGAGAGCCCCGGAUUACACCACAUCGGAAAAAGCGGCACGUGUCCUUGUGGGGUGGCAAGGCAAGAGCAAGGCGUUUUGGGCUGAGGUGUUUGAUACCUUAGGUGGUUUCUGCAUGUGCGUGGCAUAG